CCUGACUGGCGGGCGGCUGGCGGCGGGGACCCUCAGUCGCGGCGGAAUGCAGGCGCAGUCAUGGCGGACAGGGCGCAACUCUCCAGGGAGGAGACGCUCAUGCUCAGGAGGACGUACGUCGCAGACUCUUGUGAGCUACACUUCGCACAGGACCCUCUGAAGAUCGUGAGCUCCAGGGCCCAGUACUUGGUCGACGACUGUGGUUUCGAGUACCUGGACUGCGCUUCAAGGACGAAUAAUGUUGGCCACUGUCACCCAGCUGUGGUGCAAGCGGCCACCUCCCAGAUGGGCACAUUGAACACAUGCAUCUUGGAGUCUGAGAUUGAUGACUCAGCGCAGAGAGAGUUUAGUGCCAAAUUGCUGAACACACUGCCACCAAAUUUCGAUGUUUGUUUCUUCACUACGUCUGGGACUGAAGCAAAUGACUUGGCUCUGCAGCUCGCGAGGAGCUACACACAGAGGAACGGCAUAGUCGUGGUUGAUGGUUCCUUUCACGGCGCAUCACAGCUGGUCAUGGACAUCAGCCCCAAAGUGUUCCCCAAGCAGCCCCCAGGCAAGAAACCGUGGGUGCACGUAGUUCCCUGUCCUGAUGUCUACAGAGGACCGUAUGGUGAAGACGACCCUGAACAUUGUGAGAAGUACGUUCAAGAUUCUAAGUCAGUCAUUGACAAAGCCAUGCAAGACCAACACAAAGUUGCAUGCUUCAUAAGCGAGCCGGUCAUGGUAGUUUAUGGUGUUGUCGUACCACCUAAAGGAUGGCUCUCGAAAAUUUACAGUUACAUCCACAAGGUGGGCGGCUUGGUGAUAGCGGAUGAAAUACAGACGGGCCUGGGAAGGUGUGGGAGCGCGCUGUGGACGUUCCAAGCGCUCGGCGCCGUACCAGACAUCGUCACCAUCGGCAAGGGAGUCGGCUGCGGGCACCCGAUGGCGGGACUCGUGACGUCGCGCCAGAUCGCCAACUCCAUGCCGGACAUCUACCACAGAUGCCAAUGUUCGCCUGUGGCAGGGGCGAUCGGGAAGGUGGUCCUCGACGUCUUGCAGUCGGAAGGGCUCCAAGAAAACGCCAGGAAGAUAGGCACGCACCUGUUGGAGCAGUUCCGGAGACUGAGGGCAGCGCACAGAUGCCUAGGUGAUGUUCGAGGCAUGGGCCUCAUCAUUGGCGUGGAAAUAGUUUGGAGUCAGGAAAGCAGGAAGCCAUCGCCACAACUGGCAGAGAAACUUGCCAACAAGCUGAGAGAGCAGCAGGUGAUAGUCACCAACGAGGGCCAAUACUCCAACGUGCUGGUGUUCCUGCCCUCUCUCUGUCUCACACUGCUCGACGCUGACUCCCUCACCCACAAGAUGGACACCGUUCUGAUGGAGGUCGAAGUGGAGGAGUCGUUUGACGUCGGCAGAAUACUCAACUCGCAACCAAGCAGCUCGAAUGGGUUAUAUGACUGUGCAGAUGAAUCUCUCUCACCAAGUAGUGAUGAAAAUGGUGCAAGUACAAGUUAUAACACUUUAGACUGAUGAAUAACACACUUUUCGAUCGGUUAACAGCACCUCGCCUUGAAUGUCUCACUCAAUGAGAAAAUGAGAGCUGAGACUACAAUUAUAUUUUUUUAAAUUAUGAAUAUAUGAUGAUUUUGUUUCUAAUAAAUGUACUUAUCAAUCAAGCUUCCUUUGCAAGUUAAUAUUUAUACAGAUAUAAAAUAAUUUGAUCAUGUACUUUUUUUUAGUUUGUAGAACAAAUUAUUUUAAAAAAAUGCUAUAAAAUUUGAGGUUUUACUACCUCUCACAAUUGUAUAUUUAAAAGGGGGGGGGGGGGGGGUUUUGUCUGUAAAGUCGGUUACGGACGAUAAUUUUAUGUGAUAACGUCAUAAGAAAGGAUUGAUGAAAAAUUGCAUACUUUUUAAUUUUCUAAUAUUAUUUACAUUUUUUGCAAAUUUAAUUUAAAUAAUUUGUUUAAAUUUAAUCACGAAGAAUUAGUUAAAAAGCCCGCCUUAACCUGUUUGAUAUUGUAGAUGAUUUUCUCACAUGGUGGUUGGCCAGUUCUUCCACGCUCGGCUCAGGUGGAACUUGACAAUUUUUCGUGCGUGCAGCAAUUUAUAAGACAUCUUUGCAUACAAAUGAAAGAAUUCAACUUAAAAAAAAAUAUUACAUGUCAUCUUUACAUAACUCGAUUGUACGCUUGUACGCUGCUUCCAUUACAACAAACAAAAUUUGUGCUCUGAGUGUCAUCACUCAGGGGAAGUAACACUAUUGAAUAAAAAGUAAUUUUUACUCUUGUAUAACACUGUUUUCUUAUUUUUAUUUAAAAUCUAAUAAAGUAAUGCAUUUGUUACUACUUAAUAAUUCUUGAAUUGCUUUGAAUGACUCCCAACAACCAAUCAAAAAA
Molecule: messenger RNA, 2377 nt
Organism: Bacillus rossius redtenbacheri
Lineage: Eukaryota; Metazoa; Arthropoda; Insecta; Phasmatodea; Bacillidae
Product: 5-phosphohydroxy-L-lysine phospho-lyase-like
Exons: 11
Coding region: 61-1509 (482 amino acids)
Molecular function (GO): transaminase activity; pyridoxal phosphate binding
Source: RefSeq, a predicted model, not a curated record